GCUGUGCAAUCUAUCAAUAUGACUCAUGACAGCGCGAAAACACAAAUGGAUGUUAAGGUAUAAUGAUUUUUACAAAAGGUCCGCUACGCGGCUGUUCAAAGCGUGCGAUAUUUCGAAAUCGCUUGAUUUCUGCUGAUUUCAACACUGAUUUCAAGAUUUCUUGGAAAUAUCAGUUGCAGCAAUUUUGUACAUUAAUUUCAAUGCCCUGAAAAUACAUUUACUUAGACUUUGGAAAUAUUUUAAAAUAACAUAUUGUUAUAAUUAUGAAGUAUAUUAUCUGAAACACGUAAGAGGGACGCUUAAGCCUUUUGCAAGAACUUUUGUGAUUUCUGAUUUCAAAAUCAUCUGGGGCCAGUUGUUCAAAGCUGGGUUAGCUUAACCCUGGGGUAACCUAAAAUUCAAAGCAAACUUUCCAACUGCUUGUUUACAAAUUUGGAAAUAUUUCUUCAGAGAUCUUGUCUGAAUCAGUAUAGGAUUCCGAGAUUCUGGAAGGAAACACAUGACAUUACUCAUUUUUUCUUUUGAUCUCUUCUUUCUUGUUCUGUUUUAGUUGCGAUCACUGAUAUGUUAUGGAUUAAAGUGAGUGGACAAUCAUAUAAUAAUUUUCAUGUGAGCAAUGUUCAUGGCAUUCAUAUUUGCUAUUUUCGUUCUAGUGAACAAUGCCUUCAUCUGUGGUUCGAGUCAUUGUGUUCAUCUGAAGACAUCGUCAAUAAAUGGUAGGUUUAUCCAGGGCUCGAAAUAACGUUUCAUGUUGCGCCGGUCGUGGUGACCGGUCAGCUCAAAUUGUGACCGGUCAGCUCAAAUUGUGAUCGGUCAUGCAGAUGCGAUUUCUGACCGGUCAACUCCCACGAGACCCCACGAAUACUCGCCUCCCUGCAACGCAUUGCUCACUCAAUGUAUUAAACAACGAUCAAAUUUCGAUCUGUUGAUGCCGAGAUGCACGCAGUAUAUGAUUCUAACACAAUUAAAGUUUUAAAUAUAAACUUCGUCAUAUCUUACACGGCUAAAAACGAUGUUGCAAUGUUGAUGAAAACUGGUUUGAACAAUGUUUUGGUGCCCACAUUGUUCACAGUUGUCAGGCUCGACAAUAUUGUUCAAUAUUGUUGACAAGUGUGAACAACGUGGGCAGCAUAAGAAAUUCAACGACUUAAAUUUGAAUGAAAAGUUUAAUGAUAAUAUGAAUAAAAUCUUUACAAACUAACAUAAUAUUUAACGGAUCCACAACAGCACAAAAAUUAAUCUCAUUCCCAGAGCCAAAAUGUGGUCGUUCAUAUUAAAAUCAUAUUAAAAUUGCGGUCAUUGACCGGUGACCGGCCGUUAUUUUGAGCCCUGCUAUCAUUCCUAAUUUGAAAUGAAUCUGUAAACAAGUUUGGUGUUUGUCAUGAAAUAGAAAACAGCUUUUUAAAAGAACGAGCAAAAGAAUGAGUUGUGCAUGUGUUGUUUCACUUAUAGGUUCUACCCCUGGUCUUUUAUCCGUAGUCCAGGAUGGGUGCAGAUAAAAUGCGAACUAAGGUGUGUACAUGCAAUUCUGUUGAAUGUAUUCAAUCAGAUGCAUGGAGGAAAGCUUAAUAAAAAAGUUGAUUUUAAAUUUACCAGGUUUUUAUAUCACUAGACAUACACAGAACAACUAAAAUAGGUUAUUUUAUUAAAAAAAAACCAUUUUACAGUAAUAACAAUUGUGUGAAUUAUAUAUUUUCCAGGGUACUGGCGUCAUUUGCAUUCAGUUUAAAUAUUGACUGGGAAAUCGUGGACAAGAAGGGCGUAAGUAUAUAUACUGGUUGUUUUGCGUGGAAAAUGGUAUGAAAUCAUGCCAUAUGCAUGAUAUGAUGAUGAUAUUAUUAACUUCUUGAUUAACCGAACGCGAGGUCUGUACAGAGAAAUACAAAGUUAUUUUUCCUCAACCAGGUCUACUUUAUGGCCUGCCUAGAAAUUUUCGAAAACAACGUAGUUUUUCGUGAAACUGAUUUAGUUAUUUGCCAUCUUAAAUCUUGAAGUUAUCUUGUUGAAGAAUGAAAGUAUACAUUAUAAUUUGGUUGCACUUUACAGAGCUCAGUUGUGUUGGUG
This is a messenger RNA of Paramuricea clavata, 2064 nucleotides long. NCBI's taxonomy places the organism in Eukaryota, Metazoa, Cnidaria, Anthozoa, Malacalcyonacea, Plexauridae. The record is from the annotation of a GenBank genome assembly.